AUGGAGCCCGCGGCCGGCACCCUGUCCCCGCGCCCCUUCCCGAGCGCGCCCGCGCCGCCCGCGCCCCCCGCCGGGCCCGGGCCGCCGCCGCCGGAUGCCAGGCCGGGACCUGAGCCGGAGACGCUGGCCGCGCCGCCCGCGCCGGACCCCGGGCGCCUCAUCACCGACCCAGGCAGCGGCCGCACCUACUUCAAAGGCCGCCUGCUGGGCAAGGGGGGCUUCGCCCGCUGCUACGAGGCCACUGACACCGAGACCGGCAACGCCUACGCGGUCAAAGUCAUCUCGCAGAGCCGCAUCACCAAGCCGCAUCAGCGCGAGAAGAUCCUAAAUGAGAUCGAGCUGCACCGCGGCCUGCAGCACCGCCACAUCGUGCGCUUCUCACAUCACUUUGAGGAUGCUGACAACAUCUACAUCUUCCUGGAGCUCUGCAGCCGGAAGUCCCUGGCCCACAUCUGGAAGGCCCGGCACACCCUGCUGGAGCCAGAAGUGCGCUAUUACCUGCGGCAGAUCCUUUCGGGGCUCAAGUACCUGCACCAGCGAGGCAUCUUGCACCGAGACCUCAAGCUGGGAAAUUUCUUUAUUACUGAGAACAUGGAACUGAAGAUGGGGGAUUUUGGGCUGGCAACCCGGUUGGAACCCCCAGAGCAUAGGAAGAAGACCAUCUGUGGCACCCCUAACUACGUGGCCCCGGAAGUGCUGCAGAGGCAGGGGCACGGCCCGGAGGCAGACGUGUGGUCCCUGGGCUGUGUCAUGUACACACUGCUGUGCGGGAGCCCCCCCUUCGAGACGGUCGACCUGAAGGAGACGUACCGCUGCAUCAAGCAGGUUCACUACACGCUGCCCACCAGCCUCUCGCUGCCCGCCCGCCAGCUCCUGGCCGCCAUCCUCCGGGCCUCGCCCCAGGACCGCCCCUCCAUCGACCAGAUCCUGCGCCACGACUUCUUCACCAAGGGCUACACCCCCGACCGGCUCCCCAUCAACAGCUGCGUGACGGUCCCAGACCUGGUCCCCGUGAACCCCGCGAGGAUUCUGUUCGUCAAAGUCACCAAGAGCCUCUUUGGCAGGAAGAAGAACAAGAGUAAGAACCACCCCGAGGAGCGGGACGAGGUGUCCGGCUUGGUGAGCGGCCUCACUCGGACGUCCAUCGGCCGCCAGGAUGCCAAGCCUGAGGCCCCCGCCGCGUCCGGCCCGGCCCCCCUCAGCCUGGUAGAGACGGCGCCCGAAGACAGCUCCCCCCGUGGGACGCUGGCGAGCAGCGGAGAUGGGUUUGAAGAAGGACUGACCGUGGCCACUGUGGUGGAGUCCGCGCUCUGUGCGCUGAGAAACUGCCUGGCCUUCAUGCCCCCGGCGGAGCAGAACCCGGCGCCCCUGGCACAGCCAGAGCCCCUGGUGUGGGUCAGCAAGUGGGUCGACUACUCCAACAAGUUCGGCUUCGGGUACCAGCUGUCCAGCCGCCGCGUGGCCGUGCUCUUCAACAACGGCACCCACAUGGCGCUGUCGGCCAACAGGAAGACUGUGCACUACAACCCCACCAGCACAAAGCACUUCUCCUUCGCGGUGGGCGCCGUGCCCCGGGGCCUGCAGCCGCAGCUGGGCGUCCUGCGGUAUUUCGCCUCCUACAUGGAACAGCACCUCAUGAAGGGUGGAGACCUGCCGAGCGUGGAAGAAGUGGAGGUGCCCGUCCCCCCGCUCCUGCUGCAGUGGGUCAAGACGGACCAGGCCCUGCUCAUGCUGUUUAGCGACGGCACGGUCCAGGUGAACUUCUACGGAGACCACACCAAGCUGGUCCUCAGCGGCUGGGAGCCCCUGCUGGUGACUUUCGUGGCCCGCAACCGCAGCGCCUGCACCUACCUGGCUUCCCACCUGCGGCAGCUGGGCUGCUCGCCGGACCUGCGGCAGCGGCUCCGCUACACCCUGCGGCUGCUGCAGGACCGCUGCUCGGCCUAG
Molecule: messenger RNA, 1947 nt
Organism: Pipistrellus nathusii (Nathusius's pipistrelle)
Lineage: Eukaryota; Metazoa; Chordata; Mammalia; Chiroptera; Vespertilionidae
Source: the annotation of a GenBank genome assembly